Corticium candelabrum is the source of this 998-nucleotide messenger RNA. RefSeq lists its product as uncharacterized. Lineage: Eukaryota; Metazoa; Porifera; Homoscleromorpha; Homosclerophorida; Plakinidae. The record is from RefSeq and is a predicted model, not a curated record. Bases 200 to 616 code for a protein of 138 amino acids. The transcript has a single exon.
UUAUACUCUACAUCCAAAAUACAAGCUACUGUACUGUCCGCGUACAAGACAAAAAGAAGAAACUAAGAAGAGCACUAUAUAGCAGAGAAGAGUUAUAGAAUGGUACAGCAGAUAAACAAAGAGGCCUGAAGAGCGCUGAAAUAGGGUUGAAGUGCGGCAUGCUCCAGAAUCCAGUCUGAGUUCAUCUGCUAUAAACGGCAUGAGGAUGAAGAAGUCUAGACCAGAGAACAAACAGCAAGUGAAUGAAGAAGAGGAAGAAGGCCUGAAGAGCGCGGGAAGAAGGGUAAUUGUGCGACAAACUUCAGGAUCUUGCCCAACUGCACCACUUGCCACAAAGACAGAAAGAAGUCUCCACAUCAAAAGAACAGAAGAAAGGUUGAACAUGAACAAUGCAGAAGAUGAAAAAUUGAAGAGCGCUGAAGAAGGGGUGAAAGUGCGGCAACAUCCAAUAUUCCAUACGACUGCAAUGAUCAGAGUUAAAAAGAAAAGAAUCCAAGAAAGAGAAAUCAAAAAAAGCAAACCAGAUGAGCAAAGAAUCCUGAAGAGCGCUGGGUACGUGUUGAAGAUGCGGCAAGCUUCAGGAACAAGAUCAACUGUUCCACUUGAUGACAAAUGAGGCAGCAAGAAAUAAGUACAGUUGCAACAAACAGUCAAAGCCGUUGAAACAAUACAAAUGUAAAGCAGAACACGCAGAGCGCUGGAAGUAGGGUGAUGAUGCGGCAAACUCCAUGUUCCCGUUGACCUGUAUACUCCAACAGACAAACAAAAUACGAACAAUACGACUACGACGAAUUGACAGUUGCCCACCCAACAAUAAAGCCAAUGAAAAAAGCGUUCAUUCCUCAAAUGGGGUCCCAUCACCAGAAGAAGGACUGACGCAGACAGCCAGAGUGGCAAAAGCCACAAUGGCACAGUCUGAAAAGAUGACGACCUCUUCUUCUCUUGUUCCUUCAGCAAUUGACGGCUACAACAAUUCUCGCGGCAAUGCCAGCCAUACA